AGAGAAAGUGUGAGGGAGAAAGAAAGAUAGAGCGACGAGAGCUCCCGGUGAACGUUUUCGGUCGAACGUAUCGCAAAUUUCUUGUCUUUGAAAGAAUCAUUUACUUAGUCACUUGGCGUUUAUAAAUCGUUGUUGUGUAAAAAAACAAAGAAAGAAAGAAAAGGAUAGGCAAAUAGAUAUUUGCAUAAUACACAUACACAGAGACAGACAGACAUAUGUAGAGAGAAAGAGAGAGAUUCCAAGUACGUGUAUGCAUACGUGCAUGUAUAAGUCGCGUCGGCUUUCGGCCGCGCUGCCUCCGACAAUCAUGUUCGACGAUCAGUACCAGCUGACUCGUUGGUCGGCACGGAACAUUUCGCGAGGAUGCGUCGCAUGUUCGAACAAUUCCGACGGCAAUAAUAGUAAUAAUUUGUACAACGAUAAAGAGGAAGAACAUUGCGAGGAAGAAAAGGAAAAGGAAGACAAAGAAAAAUUAGAAGAAGGAAGAAAAAGUGGUUUUAUACUAUUAUAGUCCUAUAUACGACACUUCCUUGCGUCGCCACCGACGUCGCUUCCUCCUCCUUCUCCUUGGGUACUUUGCUAGUCGCGCGCGAGUGCGCGCGCGCACAACCGACCAAACCUAACUCCCUUCCCAUUCUCUGACACUUUUUUCCGAUCGUACAGUACCAGACGAGAACUAUAUGCGACGUUCGUAAUAGAGAGAUAAAUGUAUAAAUCGACGAACUUUUUUUUUCUUACUUUUUUAUUAGUCCGAUGAUCCUCGACGAUAUCGUGAUUUUUAGUGUUUGCUUCGUCAUAUUUUCUGUUUCCCUCUCUCUUACACUCUCUCCCUCCCUCCCUCUCUCUCUCUCUCACUUUCCAUGUGCGUACAAGUGUGUAUUUCAAUCUUUUUAUCCCUAUAAUGUAUACUUACCUCUCGUAUCGUUCUCUUUGUACGGCGAAUGAACAACGAACGAACGAGCGAGCGAGCGAGAAAGAAAGAGAGAGAGAAAGAAUUUGUGUGUGAGUACGUGAUAUGCGCUGGUACAACACACACACACGGAUGUACACAUAGAACCAACUCAUUCUCUGAUUCGUGCUGUGCUUCGACGCACGACGACGCAUUCCCUUCUCAACCACGUGGGUUUCACAAUGCUCCCGCUCGAUGCGAACGUUGCGACAAAGAAGACUGGAAAUUCAUCCUCCAGAGGAGACAAUAUAGACGCAUUCUCGUGUCCUAAUGUUUUCAACGACGACGACGACGACGAUGACGAAGGGAAUAAUGUUCGAGCUAGAGCAGCAUAGACUGACGAAGAUGAUGAUAAACGAAUAAAUCGUUAGGCAGCUAUAAUGGGGUCGAAGAAGUACUUCAUCUUCAACAAGAAGCUUCUCUAAGUGCGCUCAAAUACGAUUAGAAAUUGUGGAAUAUCGAAGAAAUUGUUUCAGUGUUCGGAAAGGCGCCAAGAAGAGGGAGAGAGAGAGAGAGGGAGAGAGAGAGAGGGAGGGAGGGAAAGAAAGAGAUACUCUAAAUUCAUAAAGGAUUUUGAAUGUUGCUGACGAGAUCUCUGCGAUCCUAUUGGAAUAGAGUUGCACCGGUAGAAGUCGAUAGGCACCUUCCAGCGAGAGAACGAUUAGUUGUUCGCGACGAUAGAAGGAGAAAGAGAAAGAGAAGGAGAAGGAAGAGGAGGACGUUCGAGAGGAAGAGGAAGAAGGAGAGCAAAGCAAAGUUGAAAGCAUAUGUGUCUGUGUAAUAUGUAUGUGUAGAGAAAGAGAGAGAGGGGUGGGGGAGAAGCAAGAAACGGUGUUAGCGAGAGAUAGAGAGAAUCGUGGAGCUAGCAGAAGCAAAAGAACCAUCACCAGCAACGGCAGCAGCAGCAGCAGCAGCAGCAGCAGCAGCAGCAGCAGCAGCAGCAGUAGUAGUAGUAGCCUGGUGUCCAUGAGACAAGAAGAUGACAAGGAUGAAGCUAGUGCUCGUGCUACUCUGUGUCCUGGCGCCUCUGGCAAUCUGCCAACAACAAAAGAGAUGGUCGAUGGCUUGGAGCAAGCAUCGGGACAAAACAGCCAAGGGCAAGUACGAGCCAGAUUACGUCGCAAACAGGAGGACAAGUAGAAUCGAUGAAUUCUUUGAGGAUGAACACAAGUUCACUGUUUAUAGGAACAACAGGGCCAUCGAUUCUAACAGGCCGGUAGACACCACCGGUUCGAGCAAAAGCUAUCAAUAUUCCUCGCACUCAUCGAAAUCACGGGGAAAAUCUAGCGAGGAGAUGCGUGAGAACAGUCGAAGAACUAAAAACGUAACGAUAGGCGAUGGUAUAUGUCAGAGCAUUGACAUUAGAAACAAUGUUUACAACUUUGAUAUACUUGAAAAUUGUCACGUGAUCGAGGGCUUCCUACAGAUCGUUCUGAUCGAGAACAAUACCGAGGCCGACUUUCAAAAUCGUACAUUUCCGAAGCUACGAGAGAUCACCGGUUAUCUCCUACUCUAUCGCGUUUACGGAUUGAAGAGCCUGAACAAUCUCUUCCCGAAUCUCGAGACCAUCAGAGGGAAUAUACUGCUUACAGAUUAUGCAUUUAUGGUAUACGAAAUGCAGAACCUGCAGGAGAUCGGCUUAAGAAAACUGACGAAAAUCUCGAGGGGUGGGGUAAGGAUCGAGAAAAAUCCAGCCUUGUGUUACACCAAUACAUUAAAUUGGGACGCUAUCGUUACGGCCGGGGACAAUUUUAUCAAGGAUAAUAGCAAUGAAAGUUCGUGUCCAAGUUGCUCGCAAUGUCCCGACGGUUAUUGUUGGACGGCCCAACAUUGUCAAGUAACGAAUAAAACGAAGUGUCACCAUCAGUGCCUUGGAGAAUGUUACGGUAUAACGGAGAGCGAUUGCUACGUCUGUAAACAUUAUCGGCACGAAGGGAAAUGCGUCGAGAAUUGUCCGGAUCAUUUAUACGCCUAUAUAUCAAGGCGAUGUAUAACGAAGGCCGAAUGUCUGAAAAUUAAUCACUUACGGAAAAUAUCGAAAAUCGAGGACGAACAAAAAUGGCGACCCUUUAAUGGUUCCUGCCUAACGCAAUGUCCCGAGGGAUACGAGGAUCACAUCGACGAGAACAAGAUGAUAACCUGUCGAGUUUGCAAGGAUAGAUGUCGUAAGAUAGGAAAGAGUGCCAUCAUAAGGCACAUCUCGGACGCUCAAGUGUUUCGAGGGACGACGGUGGUAAACGGGGCUUUGGAAUUCCAAAUAAGAAACGGUAAUCCGAACAUCAUGCAAGAAUUAACCGAAGCUUUUGGCCUGAUCGAGGAGAUUACCGAAUAUCUCAAGGUGACUCACUCCUUUCCAAUCACGUCGUUGGGCUUCUUCAAAAAACUCAAGGUCAUCAAGGGCGAAAAAUUGGACAUAAACAAUGCGAGCUUAAUCGUAUUGGAUAAUCCAAAUCUUUCGAAUCUCUUUCCGCCGUCGCAGAAGAUCGAUAUACAAAACGGCAGAUUGUUCUUUCAUUACAAUCCAAAACUUUGUAUAUCAAAGAUCGAACAGCUUGGCCAAAUGGUAGGUAUAACGGACCUUAGCAAUCUCGAGGUACAACCGGAAUCAAAUGGGGAAAAGGUAGCAUGCAAUGUCGUCAACAUAAAUAUCACGGUCAAAGAAAAAGGCUCGAGUUACGUGAAUCUGAUUUGGGACAGUUACAAGCCACCUAAAGAACAGCAAUUAUUGAGCUAUCUGUUGAGUUACAUAGAGACCGAGAAUGAGAACAUCACUUACGAAGCUAACGCCUGCGGUAAUAAUACUUGGCAGAUCGUUGACGUUGACAUACCCAAUGGGAAUUCGUUGCUCCUGAAAACUGUAUCGAAACACAUUUCGGGUCUUAAGCCGUACACGAAAUAUGCCGUUUACGUGAAAACCUUUACAACGAGGAACGAAAGUUUUUCGAAUUCCUUCAUUAAUCCCGUUGGCCAAUCGGAGAUAAUAUUUUUCAGAACGAAAAGUGACAUACCUUCUAUGCCCACCGACGUUGUUUCUACUUCGAUAAGCGACACCGAGAUUAUGGUCAAAUGGAAUCCACCGGAGCAACCAAAUGGUCCCAUUGGUUAUUACAUGAUAUCCGGUUUGUUAAGACCGGAGGACGCGAAAUUUCUUUCCACUAGAGAUUACUGUAAAUACGGUCUUAUCGAUGAAUCCGAAGUCGAAGAAAUACAGGAAGUUACUGCUAAAGUACCGAUCGUUGGCCCGUCCUCUUGCUGUUCGAAGGACGAGUCGAUUAAACCACCAACGUCGAAAAAGUUCGAGAUACUUUGCGAUCAAAAUCUCAGGAUAAGUCACGUUUCCACCGGUUGGAAAGAUUAUUGCGUUUUCAACAGGUACAACUCAAUGAACGAAUCCGAAUAUGGAUUGAAAAACGAGCCGUUGGGUAUCGACGAGGAAACGUUCGUCUAUAACGUCAGCGCCAAGGAAAAUUCAUUUCAUUUGAAGAAUCUACGACACUUCUCCUUGUAUACCAUUUCCGUUGCUGCUUGCGGAGUCAAACUUCGGGACGAUUUACAGAUGUGCUCGUCCAUUCAAUAUACCAACGCGCGAACGAAGAGACGCGAAAAGGCCGACGACGUUGGGAACGUCAUAACACACAUAACCAACAAUUCGAUCGUCGAGAUUUCUUGGGAUACCGUUAGAAAUCCCAAUGCACUCACUCUGAGCUAUACGAUCGAGUAUACGAAUCUAGAUGUUAAAGAUGCGAAGAAAAGUACGGAGUGUAUACCGUACGUAGGACGUGGCGACGAACGUAAGACUCACGAGAUUAAAAACUUAAGCCCAGGUCAUUACAGUCUCCGGGUACGUUCGACCUCGUUAGCUGGCGAUGGUAAUUUCUCCGAGACGAUUUAUUUUUCCGUUGGACUCCUUAAUGAUAAUCCAGUAGUAUUAAUAUCAUUGCUGAUCUUUGGCUUCUUCAUCGUUUUCACCAUAAUUGGAUAUAUUUAUCUUAGAAAUCGUCAAAAGAAGAAGAAGCAAGAGAGAUUGAUAGCAAGCGUAAAUCCUGAUUACAUUGAGACAAAGUAUAUUAUCGACAGUUGGGAGGUACCUAGAGAAAGCGUUGAGAUAUUGGAAGAGCUUGGCCUUGGUAAUUUUGGAAUGGUGUGUCGUGGCCGUUUGGACAAUACCAUCGACGUAGCGAUAAAGACGAUCUCUGAGACGGCCAGCGAGCGCGAAAAGAACGAGUUCUUGAAUGAGGCCUCGGUUAUGAAAAAUUUCUCAACCUUUCACGUAAUUAAAUUGUUAGGAGUCGUUAGCAUUGGGAAUCCACCGUUCGUCGUAAUGGAACUAAUGGAGAAUGGAGAUUUGAAGACAUAUUUGCGACGUAUACGGGACACACAUUUCGUACCGAACGCAUCGAGAAUAAUAAGAAUGGCGGCUGAGAUAGCUGAUGGGAUGGCUUAUUUGGAAUCGAAGAAAUUCGUUCAUCGUGAUCUGGCCGCCAGAAAUUGCAUGGUCUCAAAGGAUUUGGUUUGCAAGAUUGGAGAUUUUGGCAUGGCCAGAGAUAUAUACGAGACCGAUUAUUAUAAAAUUGGUAAGAAGGGACUUUUGCCGAUAAGAUGGAUGGCACCGGAGAAUCUUUCGGACGGUGUUUUCACGUCAGACUCGGACGUUUGGUCGUUCGGUGUAGUACUCUAUGAGAUAUUAACGCUCGCUGAAAUACCAUAUCAAGGCUUUUCCAACGAGGAGGUAUUGAAUUACGUUUUGCACAAAGGUUCCCUCGGUAUACCAAGAAACUGUCCGGAAAAUAUUCAAAAGAUCAUGGAGAAGUGUUUCAAGUGGCGGCCGAACGAUCGUCCAACCUUCAUGGAGAUCGUCGCUGAAUUGGAACCUUUUCUGGGUCAGGACUUUUGUGAGAAAUCCUUUUAUCACUCCGAGGAGGGUGUCGAGAUACGUAAUCUAGGAAUUAAGAAGGUCUAUCAUCACGCUGCACCGAUACGUUUUCAUUGGGGCAACGAGACCGCUCGGUGGGUUCGAGAAUUCGAGGAUAACGUGACGCUUCUUGAUCAGACGAAGGCCGGCACCAGUCGAGGACGUAUAUUCAAGAAUGGCUUUCAACAGUUCGGUAACGUUACCAAUAUGGAGGAAGUUCCUCUCGAUCGAUGAAAUUUUUCUCGCGUUAAACUCGCGUCUUCUUUAUCGAAAGUAAAAUGGAAGUCGUCGUGUUGUCGUUUGGUCUCGCGCGUAGUAUCAAUAAUGGGAAAAAAACGCAAAUAAUAACGUACAAACAUACACUCAGGGCAAUAUGAGAGAUGGGAGGACUAAGAGGAAAAUAAAAGAAAAAAAGAAAAGAAAAGAAAAAAAAAGAAAAAGAAAAGAAAAAAAAAAGAGAGAAAAAAAUGCGUUAUAUACCGAAAAGACACAGGUAAGUACGAUCGUUUAAGUCGGAUUAUUUCCGUUCUCUUCCUCGGCGGGACCAGACGCGAUCCUCUUCUAAUUUCGUUGCGAAACGACGAAAGACUUAAUAGGACAAUUAAUUUAAUACUUAUUACCUUAGUUAUAAAGCAUAUCGUCUAUUCAUCUAUCUAUAUGGAAGUCACGGUUCAUGGAUCCCUUAUUUAAAAGGUAAUUUAGGAUCGAUUCAUCUUUAUCCGCGUUUCACUUUCCUCUAGCGCUACCAAAAGCUCGAAGCCUUUCGAUAUCGUUCAUUCCUAGGAAGCAAAGAGAGAGCUUAUAAUUAGCUUAGCGUUUUUCUAGAACUUGAAGAAAGAAUAUUUUAUUCGAUAUAUCAUCAAGUUUUACCACAGAGUUCCUUCUCGCAUAUAUACCGUUCUACAUGAGAUGCAUUAAUUCGUAGUUUUUAAAUUCUAUAUAUAUAUAUAUAUAUAUAUUACAUUAAAGUACAUAUAUAGUCGCACUAACGAUUCAAUUAAAUGCACUAAGCGACCGGAUACGAAUCGUAGAUCGUUUUGUCUGAAGUAGAAAAAGACGAUUUUCCAUAUACAUACAUACAUACAUAUACAUGUAUAUGUAUGUAUAUAUACGUAUAUAUAUAUAUGUAUAUAUGUAUAUGUAUAUUUAUAUUAAUACAUAUAUAUACAUAUAUAUAUAUAUAUAUAUAUAUAUAUAUAUAUAUAUAUAUAUAUAAUCAUUGCAAUAAGUAUGUCCGUGAUCCUUGCAAUAAUCAUGUAGAUAUCAUAGAACCGAAUAAUAGCCGAAUAAUAAUGAGAAAUUUAGAGACUUGAAAAUGCAAUCGGAGAAUUGCGAACAUGAAACAAAAUUUGUUAUUGUUCGUUAAAUUUCAUCGUAUUUUACGAUAAUCAAAUUCAUAGUCUCUAAUAUUAAGUAUACGUAUUGACGAAUUUAGAAAACUCGAAUGGACGAGCAAAGUAGAUGAUUUAAUCAAAAAUUGUUGCACGAAUAGUAUUCCAUGUUGAACUUCUACGUAUUUUUUUACAUCUCUGCAUCAAAAACUCACAGCAAUAAAUGAUUAAAAAGAAGAGAGAGAGAGAGAGGGAGAAGAGAAAAAAGAGUGAGUGUUGGUUACGUGUGUAUAAGUUUGUAUGAAAGAGAAAAAGGGAGAGAAAAUUGAACAAACGAAAGUAAUAGCUUACAAUUCUGCACGAAUCAAUCAAAUAGAAAUAUCAUCAAGCAAUACCAGAGCAAUUUCAUUUUAAAUUAAAUCGCAAAUAGCAAUAUAUCAAUAGCUCGAUAGAUUACAAUCGCGAUUGCGAAAGGAAAACAAAUGUCGAGGGGCGUGCCAAAAGAAAAAGGGAAAAAAAAAUAAAAAAAAAAAAAAAUAAAUAAAAAAAAAAAGUAAAAAAUAAAUAAAAAAGAAUAAAAAAAAGAAAAUUAAAAACUGUUGGUCGAGUUACACACAAUGGAUUUCGAACAUUGAAAAAUCCUAUUAAAAAAAAAAAAAGAAAAAAAAAAGAGAGAAAAAAAAAGAAAAAAAUAAUAAUAAAAAAAAAGGGAGAGAAAAAAUGCUUUUGCUUAUUCAUCGUUUUCUUAUCGCGUUUUUCAGGAAAUUCACGUAACACGAACGAACGAUUUGUUUAAUCGUCGAAACGCCCAUUAUACAUAUUUCUUGAUAGGCGUCACUGAAAUUUUGUUUUCAAGAAACGAUUAUUCGCAAUCGCCCUUUUUGUAUGUACAUACAUAGAUACAUACAUUAUUACAUACAUACAUAGAUACUUAUAAAAAAAGAAAGAUAGGGAGAAGACAAAUUUGCGGUAAGGUUAAUUCGUAAAUUAUGAGAUUGAAAGUACGCAUCUUGCCUUAUUUAGCAAGAGCUUAGAUCUAAAAUGAUCGCAUUACAUUCUUGCCUAUUUUCCGUAGUAAAUAUUGGAUUGUUCAAAAAAUUCGUCGGAUCUUUUUUCUUUUUUCCUCUUUAUUUAAUCACAACAUAUAAUAUAUCGAGCAUUGCAUUCGAAUUUUUGAAAUCAACAAAUUUGCGAACUUUUCGUACGGUCAUUAACUUUUUUUUCAUUCUUUUUUUCUUGUUUUCUUUUUUUUCUUUUUUUUUUUUUUUUUUUUUUUUUCGAGAACUUCUUUCUUCGAAUCUCAAAACGCCAUGUAUCCAAAGUUCCUUUUAUUUUGUUCUCUUUUCUAUCGUCAGUGUGUGCAUGUGUGUACAUAUAUAUAUAUAUAUAUAUAUAUAUAUAUAUAUAUAUAUAUAUAUACACCAAGCGUAUAAAGAUUAUCAC
Molecule: messenger RNA, 8635 nt
Organism: Vespa velutina
Lineage: Eukaryota; Metazoa; Arthropoda; Insecta; Hymenoptera; Vespidae
Product: insulin receptor-like
Exons: 6
Coding region: 1929-6095 (1388 amino acids)
Biological process (GO): multicellular organism development; protein phosphorylation; positive regulation of MAPK cascade
Cellular component (GO): insulin receptor complex; axon
Molecular function (GO): insulin receptor substrate binding; insulin receptor activity; ATP binding
Source: RefSeq, a predicted model, not a curated record